Messenger RNA from Sphaeroforma arctica JP610, 556 nucleotides. RefSeq lists its product as hypothetical. NCBI's taxonomy places the organism in Eukaryota, Ichthyosporea, Ichthyophonida. The record is from RefSeq and is a predicted model, not a curated record. The transcript has 4 exons. The annotation marks the transcript as partial.
AUGUAUGUAAUCCUGGAUACUGAGGCUCGGGGACUCAGAAGCAGCAAAGUGCUUGUGCAGGGGCAGAACACGGGUCCUGUCAAUGUCACAGCCUAUCUCAGCGAAGACGGCUACGGGUCGCACCAAAUCAGGGCAAAGAAGGACUUUAUUGUGAUUGAUCCCUUCAACGUCAUUCCCGAAGCCAAGCAGAUUGUGUUUCCGCUGGGCGACGUCCAGUACCACUUGUUCAAGCGUGACCACGAGGUGAUCAUUCCUGAUCCACAAUAUUUGUGGGAAGUGCAUGACGAGAACAUCGCCCACGUGAGCUUUGAUGGAGAAGCCCACGGCAUGACUGUCUUGGGCACCACCAGCUUUGAUGUCGUCGAUGCCUUCAUGCAAAUCAACAACGUCACGCGCGAGGUCGAAGUGAUUGCGCCCGAGACACUGAGCACAUCACUCAGACACGUAGCCACGGAAGCCAUUGACGAAUGCGACACCACAUUACAUCUCAACAGCCACGACCCGUGGUUUCUCCUGGAGCACCACGCCUACGACUGGACCGUCAGUGUCUGUGCAG